This is a messenger RNA of Rhopilema esculentum, 8685 nucleotides long. RefSeq lists its product as uncharacterized. Lineage: Eukaryota; Metazoa; Cnidaria; Scyphozoa; Rhizostomeae; Rhizostomatidae. The record is from RefSeq and is a predicted model, not a curated record.
AAGCUAUUUAGUCUUUAUGGAAUAGAGAGACUUUGCUUCAAGAGAAAGGAAUUGUCAAACUGUCGAAUGAUUUGGUCUUUUGUAGGAUUUAGAAUAGUAUUUGAAUAGUUGUGUUUUGUUGGAAAUAAGCUUGUUGUGUCUUAGGUAUACUAGCCCUUGUUGAUUCAGAUGCUUCUGAAUGAAGAAAAGACUAUAGUAGAGGAAUUGCAUUAACUCAGUCAAUCGACGAAGCAUGAUUUUGGUCCAGGUAUUUAUUCGCUUGCCAUAUACACAUUGAAGAAUAUUGCAUAAAGAGCUGAAGAAACACAAAAGGAUUUAUAUCUUUGUUUCAUCAAUUAUACAAAGUCAUUUGACACCCUCAACUAUGAAGAACUAACGAAAAUCCUCCAAAAACUAGAUGUGGUUGGUAAGGAACUAACAAAUCAUCAAAAACCUCUAUUGGUAACAGACGGUGGCCAUCAGACAUGAUGAUGAAAUAGGGCAACCUGUAAAGAUAAAGGUGUAGAGAGGGGAGUGCGUUAGGAAUGUGUUUUCUUCAGACCUAUUCUCAAUCUGUAGUGAAUACAUCAUGAGAGUAAUAGAUGAACUUCCAGGAAUUAAGAUUAAUGAUAACAUCAUAAAUAAUAUUCGACUUGCAGAUGACACAGUGUUAAUUGCGACAUCAGAAAAAGAUCUGUAAAUACUAGUAAUUAUAGUAAAAAAGAAGAAAGAGGACUGAGUCUCAGUGCCGAUGAAACGAAGACAAUCGUGGUAUCUAAGAGAGCAGAAAAUCUCAAAUGCAUCAAGAAGAUAAAAAAAUACAAAGUUAGAGCAAGUAAGUACCUUCAAAUACCUGGAAACUAAAAUUAGUAGCGAUGGAAGAUCAAUCACUGAAAUUAAGAACAGAAUCGCACAGACAAAGAAAGCUUUCACAGACAUGAAGAAAAUGCUGACCAACCAAGGGAUCUCCAUUACAACAAAAAUCAGAGCACUGAGAUGCUACAUAGAGCCCAUUCUAACCUAUGGAUGUGAAGCAUGGACGAUCAGCAAAUCAGUGGAAGCAAAAAUCAACACUGAAGACGUGUAUUUCUUAAGAAGAAUGAUAAAAAUGUCAUAUACAGAAAAAGUUACCAAUGAAGAAGUGCCAAGAAGAACGAAGCUUGAAAAACACGCAGGUUUCUUUGAUCACAUAAUGAGACGAACUCCAGCACAUGACUACAACAGGAAAUCAGGAAAGGAAAAAAGGCAGAGAAGGCAAAGGGACAAACACAUAGAUGGUCAGUGUAAGUGACUAGCUGCUAAGUCGGCCAAAGAAGAUCGAAAAGGUGGAUCGUGAAAAGGAGGAAAUAGAAUUCAUAGAGUGCUGGAUGGAGAAAGGUGGAAAACCAUGAUCUUCACAGCCUGUGAGUAUGACACCUGAAGAAGAAUAAGAAACGGUUCAGAGGUUUCUUGAAAUUUUUUUUGAACUGCCACUGGUACAGAAAACCCAAUAAAUCGUAGAUCUAAUUGAAUUAGGAUUAUAAAGCAUCAUAUAUCAUGACAACGUCAAAAAAUCUCUUUUUACUGAUCCAAGAGCAGAUAGAGUACCACUAUUAUUUCACCAUAUAUGUGGAGGACUUUGAAUUUUUUCCAAAUUACUCUCAACAAUGCAUUGUGGACUCCAGUAAAACACAAAAUCAAAAUACAUGCGACUCUCCUAAGAUGAACUCUUCAAUUUCGUUCCUUUAGCAACCCUUUAUAAGGAACAAAUCCUUGAAAAUCGCGUUUAGGAUAUUAAAUACGGUACGUAAAGCCAUGGAUUACAUCGAAUUGAUUUGAAAUAUUUUUCAUGCACAUUUAAAUAAUUUUAUAUCAUUAGUUAUUAUCGUGAGCCUUUCUGCUGCAAGCACGUGUAGGUAUGGCUGUAUGGAGCACAAGAAGGGUUGAAAAUUUGCAUAUCAGGCACUCAUAGAGCAACUUCCAGGCCAAAAUCUAAGGACAUUAUUUGAGGUUGCAGGCUCCCAAGACCUCUCUCAAAUGCUUUGAACCCAAUUUGGCAGUAAAAUUGCAGAUUUAUAUCAAUAAAAAAGUUUGCAUAGAAAGCAGCCUUAUCCUUAUCAAUGUUAUUCCUUAUGGUUUAGCAGAGACAGCACUUUGAAAAAUAACAAGUUCACUAGUUUAUUUAUCCAAGUUAAUUUUCUUUAUGCUUCAUCCAAAUUCGCCUCAUGUCCAAUAAAGCAAUUUCAAUUUGACGUAACAAUCGUCUGGAGCCGGCUACCGCACAGUAUAAAAGGGUUGUAAUGAUUAAAUGACUCAUGCUUCAGAUUUUACAACUGUGAGCAUCGGUGCAUUCCACUUGUGGAUUUGCACUUUGUUUUGUGUUUUUGUGUUACUUACGAGCACACAACACGACGGAAUGGCGAGUUUCAGUGCGGACGGCAGUGUCCGCUGUUGGAUAUGCAUGAAGAACGGCGAGAACCGGUUUUUCAACGGUCAUGCCGCGCGGAAAGUUCAUGAGGAGACGGUGCAUGCACCACGUUACUCCCAGGACAAUAAUGCAAACGCAGAUGCAAGUUUUCGUUGGUAUACCAAGGAAUAUGCAUCUCAAACUAACAAUUUUAGCGGGUAUCAUUCAAGGAACAGAUCAAUGCCUACAAAGCUAGGCAGAGCAUGUUUCAAUCAAUUUGAAAAUCUCAAAAGGAAAUUGUAUUUCCAAGACGAGAGAGCAGAAGAUACCCCUGAAGGCCGUCAUUUGGCUAAGGUUGAUCAAUGGCUUGAAAACGGACCAGAUAUUCGAGAAUACGAGAUCAAGUCACUUAACACGAGAGUGGAACAAGCUCAGGAUGAGAUCAACGCUAGAAAGGCGGUCAUAAAGAAGUUGCAAGCAGAUCUCGAUCAUGCCCAAAUGACACUGACUGAAUCUCAGGUCAAAGAGACACAUCUGCAAGAGGAGCUUGAAGCAGCUAAAAGGCAGCUAAAGAAAGCUACAAAUGAGCAUCAUCGUGCAAUUGGGGUCAUUGAACAUGAAAGGGAACAGCAUCUGCAAAUGCAGCAGUCGAUGGAAAGUCGUUUAAAGUCACAAAAGUUGCAGAUAAUUAAGCUACGAGAAGAACUUGACAAUGAGAAGAUGGUGUCAAAGCAAAAGGAAAAUGAAUGCGAAGAGCUUAUUGUAAUCAAGCGAAAAAUGAAGCAAAUAGAACAAGAGUUGAUGGUGGAAAAACGCUUGAAGCUAGAAGUCAAACAGAGCAAAGAAGAAUUUCAGGCUGAGAUUGACGAACUGCUGUUAGAAAAUGAAGAAAUAAAAAAGAAGUUAAGACAAUGUCAUCAUGAUCUUGAACGACUUCAUGACGAAAACAGAUCUCUUGUCUCCGAUUAUAACUCCAUGAUGGACAGAGGCAAUAUCAUAGAGGCUGAACAACAGCUUCGUUUGAUGCAAGAACUCAUGGAGGAAAAAUUUGAAGAGGUGAGAGCUAAUUUUGUCAACGAAAUUGAAAGAUAUCAAUUUGAAGCUAAAGAAUUCAAGCAAAAGUUUGAGCAAACUACUGCAGAAUUAGAAAAAACACAGUCUGAAUUGGAAGCAGCUAUUUUGUACAGGCAGGAUGACAUUGACAGACUUUUGAAAGAAAAGCAGGCCCUGAAAGUCGACCUUAAGAGCAAAAAGACAAAGCUGCAAAGCUUAGAAGCCUUAAAUGGUGAACUGACCAGGCAUCUAAAAGAAAAGAAAGGGCACCUAAGUUAUUUUCAAAAUCUCACAAACUCCAAAGACAGCAAUGGGAAGCUCAAUACCUCUGACACACAGGUAUUAGAGAAAUGCAUGGAGAUCGAGCAGCUGCAGAAGAAAGUGGAAGAGCUACAAGAUAUAAAUCGUUGCGAAGAAACAUCAAAGCUUAAAGAAGAGUUGCAACUAACAAAGAAUGACCUACUUGUCAAAAAUCAGGAGAUUGAAGAUCUUAAUAAGAAAAAUGAAGACCUCUGUCACCUUUUAGAGGAGUUCCAAGGAAAGCUGCAGCAAAAAGGAAUGAGCCAUCAGAAGUAUGUGCAGGCAACAAAGGAACAAGACAGAAUAAGUCUUGCUAAAUCUGAACAAGAGAACACUUCCUUGAAAAGAAAAUUAACAGAGACAGAAGUUCAUGGACAGUCUCAAUUGAAAGAGCUCUUAGAUAUGGAAGAAAAGUACAAAGAGUUAACAGUGAAGCUUGAAAACAGCAUCGAGCGGGAGAAGUUUGAGUCAGUCAGAGUUGAACUAAACAAGCAAAGUUCUAAGAUCGAGAGUUUAUUGCAUGAGAAAGAAAUUCUUCAAUUGACUUUUAAGGAAGAGCAAGACGAUCUUAAUGACAAGUUAGACAAAGUUUUUGAAGCCAACGUUGAUCUAGAGAGGAACUGUAUUGACUUAGAGGCUCAUCUGGAAAAGAAAGAAACAACAAUAAAAUCAUUGGAAAAAUCUUUGGAGGAAAUGCAGGAAGGUACCAAGGUAACAGCCUCUAUGGCUGAUGAGAACAAAAGACUUAAGGGUGACCUCACGAAAUCACACGAUGAAGUUGCUACUCUCACGGCACAAAUUGUGAAGCUAGAGAAAGACUUUGAGGCAAAGGAAAAGGUGCAACAACGCGCGAAGGAUAUCAAGGAAAAUUUUCAGAAAUUUGAAAAAGAAAAGGUAGCUGCUGAAGGGCAAGUAUCAGAUCUAAUUAAAAAGAUUGAGCAAAUACAUGCUGAUAUGCACAAAAAGGAAGAAAAUUUUCGAAAAGAAAAUCUAGAGUUAAAUGAGCAGCUUCAACAAGCAAGGUCAAAAGAAAAGAAGCUUGUGGAGGACAACAUGAAUCUUAAGGAAAAGGUUGCAACACAAACCGACAUUGUUAAGGAUCUUGAUAAAACCAUCGAAAAGUUACAUGAAGAAAACAGAGAGCUAAAUGCUGCCAAAUCAUCGAUAGUGAAAAUAAAUGAUCGCGUUAAGGAGUUAGAAGGCAGCUGCUCCAGUUUAAAAGCAGAGUUGAAAUCAAAGAAGGAAGAAAUUAGACAGUCUUAUGCAAAGCAAGCUGACUUGUUUAAGAAGAUCAAAGACCGAGAAAACACUUGUGACAUACUCGAGAAAAAACUUUCUGCAGCCGAAGAGCAAGUCAAACAGCAAACAAUGCAUUGGCAAAGCAGCUCUGAAAAAGAUUUAGAGCAAUCUAAAUCAGCAAUUGAUGAGCUGACAAAGAGUAAAGAAGAACUGGUUAUGGAAAACAAGAAACUGAAAGAUCAGAUAGCCAAUUGCGAGCAAAAGCAAAUGAGUCGUGCAAUAAUUUCUGGAAAAGAAAAGGAGCUAUUAGAAAAGCUUCAAGAGCUGUCUUUGAAACUCGAAGAGAUGAAGGAAAGAGAAAAGCAAAUCCAGAAGCAUAACUAUGAGAUCAAAAAGACACUUGAUGCAAAAGAUCUUCAGCAACAGAAGCUCAAGGAAGAAGUUAAAGCUCUCAACUUAAGGCUAGAAGACAAGGAAUAUGAGAAUAAUGAUGUCAUAUCUAGUAUGGAUACUUUGAAGAAAGAAGCUGAGGACUGGCAACGAAAAUUUGAUGAUCUUGCCUCUACUUUGGCCGAUACAGAAUCUAAUAUUGAAAUAAUUGCAAAAAGGUCAGCAGAAAAAGAGAAAGAUUUGGAGACACAGAGGCAACACAUAAAAGAAGAACUUGAAACAGCAAAGUUUAGUCUGAAAGAGAAAGAGGCAGAACUUCUUUUGAUGAAGAAAAGAAGUGAAAACAACGAAUUGUUGUCAAAAAUUGUCGAUAAAAAAGGAGAAAAAAUAAAAGCAAAAAAUCAAAGCAUCCAAGAGCUUGACAAAGAGAAAAGAAAAUUAGUCGAUGAGGUGAGAAAUUUAGAAAAGAUAGUUAAUGAAUUAAAGGAGAAGAUAACAAAAUUUGAAAUGGAAAACAAAGAAUUUAAACAAGAAAAAGAAAUGUACGAAAGGGAACAGGAGAAGCAAAAGACAACAUCUCGGAUUCUUAAAAACACAGAGAACGAUUUAGAGAAAGCAUAUGAUGAGAUUCAUGAGCUAAAAUCCGAGAAAAAAGAAUUACUUUCCAAGUGUAAGCACCUUCAAACAAAACUCAGUCAAGUGGAGAACCAUCAGACAAUAGAAGCUGAAAGCUCUAAAGAAAACUUGGCCAAGGAAGAGAGUUCUUCCAGCAGUUAUGAAUCAGAUUUUGAAGAAGACAGCCAGUCUUCUGAAGAGAGAAACGAUGAAGAUAAAACAAGAUCCGUGGAAGAAUGCGAUUCUGAUAAAGACAACUCCACAGGAAAAUCUUGUGAAGAGGAAGGUGUGACUUUUGAUGACGAUCACAAUAUUUGGGACAUGAUACCCGACAAAUCAUCUACCACACCACUGGAGAAUUCAAAUGCAGUCUUUCAAAGGAAUCUUUCAAAUGGUAAGACCAGUGACAGGAAAGCAAGGUCUGAGUUGCAAAAUGGCGUAGAAAAGUGGCCUAAGGUAACGGAGAGGGACCAAAGCAAAGACCAAAGUCCUGAAUCUGAAGAAAUAAUGAAGUUUGAAGAAGAAUAUACUGUUUUGGAGGACAUUAGCGUAGAGAAAGACUGCCUUGCCAAUCAUCUCAGUGAAUAUGGUCACGUUGAGGCUAUAGAGCCACUAGAGAAAGAUGAAAAGCAAGAUGAAAGAAUUGGAUAUAACCUUGUCAAGAACUCCACUGCAGCUACCAAAUGCACUGAUGAAGUCAAACCUUACGAAAGUCAACCUGCAAAAAGAGGAAACCGGAGAAAAGAUGAACAUAAAGAAGGUAUUGGUUCCAGCAAGUAUUGCAUCGAUGAUGAAGAAGAUGACAUGCUCAGCUCGUUCGUAGCGAAACAAAAGACAAAAAAGACAAAAUCAUCUUCAAAGAUCAUAAAAAUCCCAUCUAAACAAAAGCAGAUGGCUAAAGAUUUGGGUUUUGACGACGAUGUUGAAAUCGAAGAUCUGAUAUCAGACAUCGAAACGAGCGACGAGAGCCAAAGCAAAGGUGACAAAAAAACCAAAAAAGCCAUUGGGAGUACCAGCUCAGUUGAUGGAUCAAGCCCCUCAGAUUCAGGCAGCGAUUCAGACACUGGCUUAAAACCACAGCAAAGUGGACUUUUGUUUAGUCCAUCACUUGCGUCACCAAAACCACUAGGAAGAAACAUGCUGUUACCGGCACUUGGGGCAAAACCAAGAUCGUUGCCUCCUCUUCGCAGCUUGAAAAAACCAACAUUUUGAUAAACUUAACUCUCUAUUUACUAGAUAUGUGAAUUUUUAAUACCUCAAAUAUUUCUAAAUGGCAUUUAUGAAGAUUUUGACACGAGAAUGAUUUUUUGUAUCAAAGAUUUCCAAAUUAAUAAUUCGUGACUCUUUUUUGCUAAUGUCUUGAUUUUUUAUUCAUUUGUCGCAAUAUUACGCGGUUGACUAUUCGGUAGAAGUUUGGGGUACAAUUCUACAACAGGAAUCGGAAAAAGGAAUCAAGGAGCAAUAAAUGAAAUAGAAAAAAAGGAUACAACUGAAAACCACGUUUAAGUCACGGUCUGUACAUUUCUUCAACCUAGUUUGAACAGUCAACUCGGAAUGAGAUCCAAUGGACUUUCAAAUGUGGUGAAACUGGGAUGGAAGUUAAUAUGAAGAGAGGUCAUGUCCCUCAGAUAGAAAAAAAUUUUUCGCAUCAAAACGAUGCAGUGAGCAAGCCAGGCAAUGUGUAUUCGUUAGUUUUUGUUUUGAGGCAAGCCAACUCAAGUGCAAUGAAAGCUCUCUACAUUAAGAAAGUCUUGUCUUUUCCCAACUAAAUGGGACAUUCUAUCUGAAUUGGACAUCCUAAAUGCAUGAGACAUCCCACUAGAAUAGGUCAUCCAAACUGAGUAGGUCAUUCAGGUUCUAAUUGAUGGUAAUAAUGAUAAUUUUUAAACCAGUUGUCAUUUCAUUUUGCAAAAACAAUGAACACUUACAUUGAAAAAACUAUUGAUAAAUGCAAAAGACAUUGUACACAAGCAUGCUGAUGUAAUGAUUAUGAUUGUAACAAUAGGGCACAAAAAAUUAAAAAUAAGGGCCGUUGAUAUUUUGUUGAUGACAAAAGUGGUGAUGAGGUUUAUAAUGACAAUAAAGAUUCUAGUGGUAAGGUGAUAUAGUGGAGAUAGAAUACUAGAUGGAAAGAAGCUCUGGGUUAGGCCAAUGUUUGUUUCUUUAGCAGAAUAUAGAGUAGGCGAAUCAAAUUAUAAUAAUAAUAAGAUAAAGAAACAAGACUUAAUUCAUAGAUUGGUAUAGUUUUUAAAGACUUCCUUGUGAUACGAUCCCACAAUAUAAAAACUUUGUUAGUUUAGCUGACAAAUUUGCACUGUAAAUGUUGAGCUAAUUUUAUGUGACUGAUUAAUUAAUGACACAGAACUGCAUUUAUAGUUCAUCCAUCACAGAUGUUAUGGGCAUUUUAAAGCUACUUUGAAAACAUAUGUCUCUGUAGAGGGUUUUGUAAGAUUUGAUUUGCCAACCCAGAAGAUAACUUGCUCCCAAUUGCACCCAAAAAAUUAGAUUACUUUGCAUAAGACCUAACAGGAAUGAAACAUUUUUUAAAAAAAACAGCCUGUAUCUACAUUGAGGCCAAUCAUAAACUCUGGAAAAUGAUGGGAGCAAUUCCAUCAAUCAAUCCGAACACCCUGAUUGCAUGUUUAAAAGAAUUUCGUCAGGCAGUCCCCAAAAUGUAAGGCAAAAAAAUUUGCCAGUCCCUAAAUCAAAAGAGGUAGUGAAAU